Sporothrix schenckii 1099-18 is the source of this 378-nucleotide messenger RNA. RefSeq lists its product as uncharacterized. Lineage: Eukaryota; Fungi; Ascomycota; Sordariomycetes; Ophiostomatales; Ophiostomataceae. The transcript has 2 exons. The record is from RefSeq and is a predicted model, not a curated record. The coding region runs from base 1 to 378 and encodes 125 amino acids.
AUGUGCACAGACCCUGGGUGGGCAACGACAGAGCAAAAGAGCAGGAAAUCGAAAAGGGAUCGGCUUUGGGCGCUGCGCACGAUCAAAGUCGCCGCGGGUAGGAGAGAGCGUAAGCGCAAGCCGGUAAAGAAGGCGGUCAAAGCCGAGAAUAUGCGAACUUUGCUCUGGGUGAAGCGGAGCACUGAAAAACAAAGGCGAUACCUGCUGGAGGUGAAAAGAGAAGUUGUCGUUUCUCCAAUGUGUCGCAGAGAUGAAGUCGAAGAGCAAAUACGGCAGCGAGAAGGAAGCAGAAAGAGGAACACGGGACAGAAGAGAUGGGUGACUGUGGUCGAGGAUACCCGUGAAAGAGGACUAAGGAAGAAGCCGGAUGACGAAUGA